AUGGUGGAGGCUGCCGCACACCGUGUGCAGCCGCAACCCUUGUCGUUGUGGCUUCAGCCACGCACGACCUGCGAAGUAGACCCAGCAAUGCGCUUGUGCAGCAACUUUCACAUGCCGGCAGACCUUUGCCAAUUUGGCAACAUUUUAGAGAUAUGGGGAGACCCAGAUGCAGUUCAGGCAUCGCUUGCAGACCUCACAUAUGAGGAGCGCCUGUGUUGCGCACAUGGAUGGCCCCUGCGCUCAACGGGCUUCUGUUACACUCACCAGCGGCAGUGCGCCUACAAUGCUGGAUGCCACGUCAGAGUACAGGGUCCUCCCUGCCCUGACUACUCGGCAGCUGGGCUGCGCAGAGGCGCUUCUGGCCCAACAUUCCCCACAAUGUUGGCGGCUGGAGCAAAAUCUCGGCUGACGCGCUCGGCCCUGGUAGUAUUGGAGAACGUUUGUGGGCUCCCUGAGGAGGUUGUCGCGGAUGCUUUUGGCCCAGAUUACACACUUUCAUCUUUCGCGCAGUCGCCAUCAGAUGUUGGCUUCGAUUGCGUAGCUCGCCCCAGGAAGUUCUUCGCGAUUACCGAUGUCGCAGCGACGGAAACCUUGUAUGACUUGAGGACUCUGCUGGAGGAAGUCCAGAGCAAGCUGAAGCGCGAACCGCCAUUGUCCCUUCGAACUCUCCUCUGUGCUAGUCCUGACGAGGUUCGCGAGGACGUGUAUCACUUGAGCUGGUGCCGCUCACAUCUGAAGCGCGUGCCUUUGCCUGACAGGGCAAACCUGCAGCCUGUUGCACUGCUGAAUGGCCAGGAAGCUACGAGGCUCACAGAUUAUGUUAUGGCGUGGCGCGACGGUGCUGGCCAUAAAUGUCAGUGGGAGGACUUAGUGUGUCACCUUGGUGACGCACCAGCCACUGGCUGGUGCACCUGGUCAUCAGCUUCCGGGAAGCUGCCAACAAUAAGGCGCAGCUCCGGAAUUUACUGGCACGUCAGCGCAAACAGACAGAUCCUCUUGAAGGAACUUUAUGGCUCUAUGGGGUUCUGCACGUUUGCUGGCUGCGCUGCUGCGGCUGGGGUGGCACCGUUCCGGGUAUUUCAUCCUGGGUUGAGUCAUCGUCAGCUGGCGCAAGCUUUGGGCAAUUCACAGCAUGUAGCUAAUAUAGGUGUCUUCACAGUCUGCGCGCUAGCCUGUGCUGGGCUGAAAGACGACAGGAGCAAUCGUGAAUGA
Messenger RNA from Symbiodinium pilosum, 1212 nucleotides. The record is from the annotation of a GenBank genome assembly. NCBI's taxonomy places the organism in Eukaryota, Dinophyceae, Suessiales, Symbiodiniaceae.